UCUCGUUCUCCCCCACCCCCAAAUCUCAAGCUCCAAUGGGGGAUUCCGCCGGAGAUCUUCCCAAUGACCUCAAAUUUCACGGUCCGAUUAACGGAAACAUCCUUGCCGCCAUGGCGCUGGCCCGCUGCGGCGUCGACCGAAUGUUCGGCGUCGUUGGAAUCCCUGUUACCUCUCUGGCCAUUCGCGCCGUUUCUCUCGGCAUCCGAUUCAUCGCCUUUCACAAUGAACAAUCGGCUGGCUAUGCCGCUUCUGCUUAUGGCUAUCUAACGGGCCGCCCUGGUGUGCUUCUUACUGUUUCUGGCCCUGGUUGUGUUCAUGGCCUUGCAGGGAUUUCUAACGCCAUGGUUAAUGCUUGGCCUUUUGUCAUGAUCUCUGGUUCUUGUCAUAGUACAUAUUUCGGCCGUGGUGAUUUUCAGGAACUUGAUCAGGUUGAGGCUGUGAAGCCCUUUUCCAAAUUUUCCGUGAAGGCCACGGAUAUUUCCGAGAUUCCCAAUUGCGUUGCUCGAGUUCUUAAUAUUGCCGUUUCUGGUCGGCCUGGUGGGUGCUAUAUUGAUCUCCCGUCCGAUAUUUUGCACCAGACUAUUUCCGAGUCUGAGGCGGAGAGAUUAUUGGCCGCAGAGGAGGAAUUUACACACCGCGAGGUGAUUCAUAGAGUUCCGAAUUCGCAGAUUGAGACAGCGAUUUCGUUGUUGAAACGUGCGGAACGGCCAUUGAUUGUGUUUGGUAAAGGGGCGGCGAUUGCUCGUGCUGAAGGGCCAUUGAAGAAGCUUGUGGAGAGCACUGGAAUUCCAUUUCUUCCUACUCCAAUGGGUAAAGGAUUACUGCCUGAUUCACACGAGCUUGCGGCUACCGCCGCUAGGUCGUUGGCGAUUGGUAAGUGCGAUGUUGCGCUUGUGGUUGGGGCGAGGCUUAAUUGGUUGUUGCACUUUGGUGAGCCACCUAAAUGGUCCAAGGACGUGAAGUUCAUUUUGGUUGAUAUUUGCAAGGAAGAAAUUGAAUUAAGAAAGCCCCAUUUGGGUUUGAUUGGUGAUGCAAAAGAGGUAUUGGAAUCAAUAAACAAGGAGAUUAAGGAUGACCCAUUUUGUCUUGGGAAGUCUCAUCCAUGGGUUGAAGCCAUUUCGCAGAAAUCAAAGGACAAUGUGGCGAAAAUGGAAGUUCAGCUGGCGAGGGAUGUUGUGCCAUUCAAUUUCUUCACACCAAUGAGAAUCAUUCGAGAUGCUAUUUCGGCUCUCGGUAGCCCUGCGCCCAUAUUGGUUUCUGAAGGGGCUAAUACAAUGGAUGUUGGUCGCUCAGUUUUGAUUCAGACUGAGCCAAGGACCAGGUUGGAUGCAGGAACAUGGGGCACAAUGGGGGUUGGCUUGGGCUAUUGCAUUGCAGCUGCUGUUGCUUCGCCUGAUCGGUUGGUAGUCGCCGUUGAAGGCGAUUCUGGAUUUGGGUUCAGUGCCAUGGAAGUUGAGACGCUGGUGCGGUACCAGUUGGCAGUGGUUGUGAUAGUUUUCAACAACGGUGGUGUAUAUGGUGGCGACCGGAGAACACCACAAGAAAUAACCGGACCCUACAAGCAUGAUCCUGCGCCAACCUCAUUUGUCCCAUCAGCAAGUUACCACAAAAUGAUGGAGGCUUUUGGAGGUAAAGGAUACCAUGUUGAAACGCCCGAGGAACUAAAAUCUGCCCUAGCCGAGUCGUUCUCGGCUCGAAAACCAGCAGUCAUAAACGUCACGAUCGAUCCCUAUGCCGGUGCAGAAAGUGGGAGGCUGCAACACAAGAAUUUGAACAUAAGUCCUUGAACACCUAUGUUGUAUGUUCUUGGCUGUAAAAUUAUUGACGUAAUUUGUAAAGCUAA
Molecule: messenger RNA, 1843 nt
Organism: Cucurbita pepo subsp. pepo (vegetable marrow)
Lineage: Eukaryota; Viridiplantae; Streptophyta; Magnoliopsida; Cucurbitales; Cucurbitaceae
Product: 2-hydroxyacyl-CoA lyase
Biological process (GO): fatty acid alpha-oxidation
Cellular component (GO): peroxisome
Molecular function (GO): catalytic activity; magnesium ion binding; thiamine pyrophosphate binding
Source: RefSeq, a predicted model, not a curated record